This is a messenger RNA of Guyanagaster necrorhizus, 483 nucleotides long. RefSeq lists its product as uncharacterized. Bases 102 to 401 code for a protein of 99 amino acids. Lineage: Eukaryota; Fungi; Basidiomycota; Agaricomycetes; Agaricales; Physalacriaceae. The transcript has 4 exons. The record is from RefSeq and is a predicted model, not a curated record.
CGUCAGACCACUGAUACUGCGACGGACACGAUGGUAGAUAAAUGCCAAGAAAUCAACUUUGUUUUUCUACAUUUUUGGUGUGCUUGUUUUUUUAGGACGAUAUGACCUGGAUGCUGCUAUUUUCACAUUGUGGAUUCUCUGUUGCGCCAAUUCUGGUUUCGAGGAAUCCUUUAGCAAAAGGAUAUUCAAUGUUCAAUGGAAUAUCGGACUGCGCAAAUCAGACGGCGUCCAGCGCCAAGCCAAAAAUAUUGCAUUUUCUAUGGGACUUGCGCAGCUCAGAGGGAGGAAAGCUCGUAUAUCUGAAGAUGAACCAAGGGCGUUUUGGAGAACUUGAUAUCCUCUGGCCCUUGCAAAAUUUCUGGAGACUCCCCGACCAAUUCGAUCCAAGCCACAACUGGUAACCAGUCCGCGACCUAGCGUAUACCCGCUUCACGGCCGACCUUAUGUCGGAUGUGCAUUUGUGGACAAAGUUCCGUUUUCCCG